This is a messenger RNA of Phyllotreta striolata, 2462 nucleotides long. The record is from the annotation of a GenBank genome assembly. NCBI's taxonomy places the organism in Eukaryota, Metazoa, Arthropoda, Insecta, Coleoptera, Chrysomelidae.
CGACCGUCAACAUCAUCAAAUUUCGAGCACGGGACGGGAGAGUAUCGCAUACCAAGGGCGGGUUUGCGUCCGGAAAACGCUUCGAAUUUGCGAAUCUAUCGUUACUAGUGCGUUUCAAUGAUGUGCCGAAGAUGCCGCGAACCAUUCUAGGGCGCCUCUCGGCGGAAAAUCAUCGCCAAAGUGCCGCGAACGUCGAAACACCCGAAGAACCUACACCAGGUGCACCUGGACUUAUCAUGGAAUUCUUCGGAUUUUAAUCGUUCCGUGCGAAACGGCCGCCUUCGAUUCGAUCAGACGGUAUGAAAUGCACAUAUCCUCAGAGGUUCAGCAUCCCCCGACAACCAUCUUGACAAAAUGUGCCAAAAUGUCAAAAGAGGGACACGCAUUCGGAAUGAAUGGAAAUGUCGACGGAAAUAGCAAGGAGGAGUGCCACAGGAGUAAUUACGGGCAAGGUGGACGGCUCAAGUUCUUUAAAGAUGGGAAAUUCAUACUGGAGUUGGAAAGAGCCAGAGAAGGUGAGAGAGUUUCUUGGGUAUCAGUACCCAGGAAGACAUUUUGGCCUCCGCAGGGAACGGCUUCUUCGACUCCUGCUUAUCGACAGGAAAGCAGCACAUCUCUUAGCGUGUCCGAUGACAACAGUUCGAUACAGUCCUCCCCUUGGCAACGGGACCACUCGUGGAAGCAAUCGAAUCCUAGUCGAAACCUGUCCAAGGAGCUGAAAUUCUACUUCUGGAGGCCUAAAAGCCGAAGGAAAGCCAACAGGCAUCCGAGAGGCAGAAGGAGAGCCCCCAAUUCGAUUUCAUCGGACAAACCGGACAACGCAUCGUUUGUUAGACCUAAGAAAUCGAAUAAGAAAACGUCUCUUCUCGGUAUCGUGCAGCAACUUAUAGACAAAGUCCUGAGGACUAGUACGCCCCCGAGAGCCGAGACGGUCGUAUCCCCGAGGAAGCGCUUCCUGCGCGAAAUGGAAAAGGACAAAUCGCUCCAAGAGGACAAUGCCCAAAAGCGCAGCCGCAACAAAUUGCAAACCGUCGGCCAAUCGACGCCCGUCUCGAACGCUCCGGCGGGCGUCGCGACGGCGGCGACGUCGAACGGAGGAGGAUCCGUCGAGGACUCCAAGCCGUCGAAGAGUUCCAGCUAUAGCAUCAAUUCGCUGCUGGCUGACGAUAGAACGGCCAAAAGAUCGCCGACUUCAUCGCCCAAUCACUAUCCCGCGCCCCAAGGGGCUCGAUAUUGUUCGCCGGGCGCCGAAGACCGUUGGUACUCGGAGAGCGUCGAUAGAUUGAGGUCUAUCGAGCUUUCGCAACAGGUUGACAAAUGCGCUAGUUUCCCGCCGUACUCACCCCAAUCGUACCUUCACGGUUACAUGUAUCCUUUCGUGCCGCCCUAUUACGGAUCGGGGGCUUACGGUAGAGGUUACGGACAUCCCGUUUAUCCUUCCGGGCAUCUGUUGAGAUCGAACGAGACUCCCGGGUAUCCUUGGGCGCCGGAAGCCCGUAAGGACGAGGCCCAUCGAGAAGAAACCGUUACGGAUAUGCCGUUGAAUCUCUCGAAGAAUUCCGGAUGAGAUUUGUAGAGUGCCUUUCCCUCUGUUUUAAUUUUUAUAAACUGUAUCUUCGAUAAGGACGGGGAGCGUGGGGAUUAUUGAAAACUGUAAAAGGGUAAAAGAGUUCAACAUCCCCAAGGCCGAUGUUCCUGUUUAUUUGGGACACGGUAUAUUUUCCAAGACACUUUGCUCGUCUGAAGCUUGUAAAGCCGUGUUUAUAUGAGAAUUGGUUAUUUUUUAUUGUCGUAAACUGUGUAUUAGAGACGUUGAAAACGUUGUAAUGCUUGUAAUUAAAGUUUACACAGGGCUUUAAAGGCGUGGAUAAAAGUGCAAUUGACAAGCAUUUCCCCUAAUGUAGAUAUUAGUUGUAAAUACAAUAACAGAUAUUUUGUAUAAAAAAAAAUUAAGGAGCAAAGUAGUAGUAUUUUAUACAAUUAAAAUUAUAAGUUGUCGAAGAAACGGUAGAAUGUUGUGAACAAAUUAUUCAGUAAACUGUAAAUAUUGUUUUUCUCACUUUUGUACAUAGUAUGUCAAACAUAUCAUUUGCUAUUUAUUUUUAUUAUUCAUUUUUGGUUGAAAUAUUCAGUUUCUAUUUCUCUUUAGUCUUCCUAAACAAACGCACAGUAAUUUCUAAUAUUACAAUUCAUACAAAAAAAAAUUAGUAAUUCCGCUCUAAUAUUUAGUAUGCAAAUUGAAUUGAAUAUUUUUACCGAAUUUCUAUAAAGAAAAAAAAAUGUAUUUUCAUAUAAGAAAUUUCUUAUUUUUUUUAAAAGACAAUAGCUUAGUAAUUCGUUUUAUGAUAAGGACUCCAAUACUGAAUCGCAAUAAAAUAAUAUGUAUUUAAAAUCUUCCUAACGUCAUAAUUUCCCAUUUUUUUAAACUUGUAUAUUGUGAUAAGAAAAAAAAACACACACAC